AUGGAUACAUGCUUGUGUGUGUGUGUGUGUGUGUGUAUAUAUAUUUAUUUAUACAUUGCUGAUGAUCAUUCAACCUUUGAAAGAACUAGUCAUUUUUACGAGCGGGGUACUUCGACUCCUGGCACGCCUUUACCAACUCCCGGAACCCGUUCCGAAGUGGAUGGAUAUUUAAGAAGAUCAAGUGUUUAUCACACUCCGCCCGAUCCAUUGAGGGGACGACCUAGAGAUAGAUCGUACAGGAACGGACCACCUUAUACAUCGGGAACGGAAAGAAGUAGGAUUUAUUUACUAUGA
Molecule: messenger RNA, 294 nt
Organism: Pediculus humanus corporis (human body louse)
Lineage: Eukaryota; Metazoa; Arthropoda; Insecta; Psocodea; Pediculidae
Exons: 3
Coding region: 1-294 (97 amino acids)
Source: RefSeq, a predicted model, not a curated record